AUGACCGCCCGUCUGGUCCUGGUCAUUGGUGACCUGUUCAUCCCUGACCGAGCUCCUGACCUCCCCGCCAAGUUCCGCAAACUCCUGACCCCCGGCAAGAUUGGCCAAAUCCUCUGCCUGGGUAACUUGACCGAUCGCGAUACAUAUGAGUUCCUCCGCCAGGUAGCGCCGGACCUGCAAAUGGUCAAGGGUGACUACGAUGUCGACUCCCCCAACCUCCCGCUUUCCAAGGUCGUAAAUCACGGCAGCCUGCGCAUCGGCUUCACUCACGGACAUACGAUCAUCCCACCCGGCGAUGCGGAUGCGCUGCUGAUUGCGGCCCGACAGAUGGACGUUGAUAUCUUGCUUUGGGGUGGUACUCACCGGUUCGAGGCAUUUGAGAUGGAGGGUCGCUUCUUUAUCAAUCCGGGCAGUGCCACUGGCGCUAUGAGCUCAGGAUUCUGGCCGGAGGGCGAAGAGCCAACCCCGAGCUUCUGCUUGAUGGAUAUCCAGGGUGAUGUUCUGGUGCUCUACGUGUACCAACUCAAGACGGAUGCCAAUGGUGUUGAGAACGUGUCGGUUGAGAAGGUCUCAUAUCGCAAGAACCAUGCUCCUGCACCAGCCGCGGCGCCAGCAUCCUGA
This is a messenger RNA of Penicillium cataractarum, 621 nucleotides long. Its product is annotated as vacuolar protein sorting-associated protein 29. The record is from RefSeq and is a predicted model, not a curated record. NCBI's taxonomy places the organism in Eukaryota, Fungi, Ascomycota, Eurotiomycetes, Eurotiales, Aspergillaceae. Gene Ontology annotation, biological process: retrograde transport, endosome to Golgi; intracellular protein transport. The transcript has 4 exons. Gene Ontology annotation, cellular component: endosome; retromer complex. Bases 1 to 621 code for a protein of 206 amino acids.